Messenger RNA from Ascoidea rubescens DSM 1968, 1149 nucleotides. It is a transcript of the gene HEK2, whose product is annotated as Hek2p. The transcript is spliced from 2 exons. NCBI's taxonomy places the organism in Eukaryota, Fungi, Ascomycota, Saccharomycetes, Ascoideales, Ascoideaceae. Gene Ontology annotation, molecular function: mRNA 3'-UTR AU-rich region binding. Gene Ontology annotation, cellular component: cytoplasm; nucleus. Bases 1 to 1149 code for a protein of 382 amino acids. The record is from RefSeq and is a predicted model, not a curated record. Gene Ontology annotation, biological process: 3'-UTR-mediated mRNA stabilization.
AUGCAAAUCGAUGCCGCCGUUUUGGCUUCUAUGAUCUCCUUCAGAAUUCUCAUCACCUUCAAAGAAGCUGGAAUCAUAAUUGGCACCAGAGGCGAAUGUGUCGAAAACAUUAGAACAAAAACAAAUGUCAAAGCUGGUAUCUCCAAGUUGGUUCCUGGCUCAAUUGAUCGGAUUUUGACCAUAUCUGGUCAAGUCAAUAAUGUUUGUGAUUCCUUGCAAUUGUUUGCCCAAGCUUUAUUAGACUCUCAAGACAAUUCCAUAAAUUCAACUGCUAAAUCUUUUUCUUCAGGUAGUAAUAACAAUUAUUUUCCAAUUAAGCCUCUUUGUCCCCAACCAAAUCCAAAGGGCUCAAUAACUCUUCGAUUAAUGAUUCCUCAUUCUCAAAUGGGCUCAUUAAUCGGUAAACAAGGUCUUCGAAUUAAAGAAUUGCAAAAAAAAUUUUCAAUCUUAACAAUUGCCUCAAAGGAUUUUCUACCAAAUUCUACUGAAAGAGUCGUUGAAAUCCAAGGUACUCCUCAAAAUAUUAAUCUUGCUUGUCAAUUAAUCUCAAAACACUUAAUUGCUGAUUGGCAUAAUGCAACUGGUACUCUAUAUUAUAUUCCACACUCAAGACCUCAUAAUAACAAUUAUGCUCACAAUAAUCAUAACAACCAUAAUAGUCAUAACUAUAAUGUUUCAAACCAGUCUGCUUCAAAUUCUUCUUCAUCUUCUGACUCAACUAUAACCCAAACUAUUGAAUUUCCCUCCGAUAUAGUUGGCUGUUUAAUAGGUAAAAAGGGUAUUAAAAUAAAAGAAAUUAGAAAUAAAUCAAACUGUGUCAUAAAUAUUGCAGAAAAGGAUUCAAAAUCAAAUCAAAGAUUAUUCAAAUUAAUAGGAAAUCAAUAUAAUAUUGAUAAAGCCUUAUCCCUAUUAUACACUCAAAUUGAAAAAGAAAAAGCAAGAAGAAACAUCAAUAAUGAAAACAACAAUAACGACACUUUAGAAAUUAACGAAAAUAUCAAUCUUGAAAUUGAUCAUGACAAUUAUGAUGAUAAUAAUAAAAUUUCAACCAAUAGUAACAUUCCAGAUACAAGCAACAUUUUAAAUGAUAUUGACACUUCUGAUAGUUUUAUUAACAAUUCAUCAAAGCUCACAAUUAAUGAUAAUUAA